AUGCAUAAAGCUGACAACGCCGCCAAUCAACAAGAAGAAAAUAAAUAUUCACUGAACAACACAGUAACGGGGAACACGGGUGCAAGGCUAUGCGCCCAGUGCGGGAAAGUUAUCACCGAAAGGUUUCUAUUGAAAGCGAUGGAGAGGUUCUGGCAUGAAGACUGCCUCAAAUGUGGCUGCUGUGACUGUCGUCUCGGAGAAGUUGGCUCCAAGUUAUACUACAAAGCCGAUCUAAUGCUCUGCAAGAGGGAUUAUCUUAGGUUAUUUGGUGCUACAGGCAAUUGUGUAGCGUGCAACAAAGUAAUUCCAGCCUUCGAAAUGGUUAUGCGAGCGAAGAGUUUUGUGUACCACUUAGAAUGCUUCGCCUGUCAACAGUGCAAUCACAGGUUCUGCGUAGGCGACAGAUUUUAUCUGUGUGACAACAAGAUACUUUGCGAGUACGAUUACGAAGAGAGGCUGGUGUUUGCGACCAUGGCGGCAAAUCCCAGUGGCCUGGCGCAUAUACGAAGACAAGUCAGUGGGUUGCAGUCGCCAAGUGGCGGGUACCAAGUGGGUGCGUGUGGAGCGGCGGGGGUUGCGUUGGCAGAUAAGGAGGGUGGCGGAUGCGCAGGCGCGGACGACGCGUCCAGUGGAUACGGCAGCCCGCCCGACCCCGACGUGUGCGACGCCGCACGAUGA
Messenger RNA from Parnassius apollo (apollo), 678 nucleotides. The record is from the annotation of a GenBank genome assembly. NCBI's taxonomy places the organism in Eukaryota, Metazoa, Arthropoda, Insecta, Lepidoptera, Papilionidae.